Sorghum bicolor (sorghum) is the source of this 1677-nucleotide messenger RNA. RefSeq names its product protein trichome birefringence-like 34. Gene Ontology annotation, cellular component: Golgi apparatus. Lineage: Eukaryota; Viridiplantae; Streptophyta; Magnoliopsida; Poales; Poaceae. The record is from RefSeq and is a predicted model, not a curated record. Gene Ontology annotation, molecular function: O-acetyltransferase activity. The transcript is spliced from 5 exons. Bases 49 to 1416 code for a protein of 455 amino acids.
UUACCACCCAUAUGUGGUUAGCCCAGGGGUCAGUGUUCAGUUUGUUUGAUGAGCAGUAGACCUUGGCCACUUAGCCAUGUGCAAAUGCAAUGUCCCCAUCGCAGAGAAGACAGGUGCACCAUAAAAGAGGGGAGCCAAGCUAAGAACCACAAUUUUUCUGAAGGAACAAUGAAAUCAGAAGCCUCUCACAAGAUGACAGUGCUCCAUGCUCCAGUUGGAGUGAGGAGCAUCGUGACCUCCUUGGUGGCUUUCUUCAUCCUAGCCAGCUCCAUCGUCUUCCUCCUUGACAGAGGCCAGGAAGCGCAAGUGCAAAUGGCUGUCGAGAGAACUGAAGAGGAGGACGCGAGCAACGAGGAGUGCAACUGGUCGAGGGGGCGGUGGGUGUACAACAACGUCUCCCGGCCAUUGUACAACGGCCUCAAGUGCGCCUUCAUCUUCCCCGAGGUGGCCUGUGACAAAUAUGGCAGGAAGGAUGUCAUGUACCAGCACUGGAGAUGGCAGCCUCAUGGAUGCGACCUCCCAAGAUUUGAUGCCAUCAAGCUGCUUGAAAAGCUGAGGAACAAGAGAUUGGUGUUUGUGGGUGACUCAGUCAACAGGAACCAAUGGGUCUCUCUUGUGUGCAUGGUGGAGGCCUCAAUACCUGACGACAGGCUCAAGAUACGCAUCUUCAAUGGCUCACUGAUCUCCUUCAAGGCGUUGGAAUACAAUGCAACAAUAGAUUUCUACUGGUCACCACUACUGGUGGAGUCUAACAGCGACAAUCCCAUUAUCCACCGGGUGGAGUACCGAAUCAUAAGGGCAGACAGAAUUGAGAAGCAUGCCAGUGUCUGGAGGGAUGCUGACAUCAUAGUCUUCAAUUCUUACCUGUGGUGGAGGAAGCAGAAGGAUGACAUGAGGAUGAAGGUCAUGUAUGGUUCAUUUGAAGAUGGUGAUGCAAAGUUAGACGAAAUGGAAAUGGUCGAUGGUUUUGAGAUAGCUAUCAAGAAACUAACGGAAUGGCUUGGAGAGAAUAUUGACAAGAACAAGACUAGGAUCUUUUUUGCAGGAUCAUCACCAACACAUUCCUGGGCCAGCAACUGGGGUGGAGAAGACAAGAACAAAUGCCUUAAUGAAACGGAGCCAAUCUACAAAAAAGGUUACAAAGCUGCAACUACGGACUACAGCUUGAUGGCCACGGCCAAGUCCUAUUUUCGAACAUUGGAGCCAAAAGGCAUACAUGUUCAGAUACUGAACAUCACUGAACUGUCUGACUACCGCAAGGACGGGCAUCCUACGGUGUACAGGAAACAAUUUGUUCCUCUAACGAAGGAGCAAAUUGCAGAUCCAGCCAGCUAUGCUGAUUGCACGCAUUGGUGCCUCCCAGGAGUUCCCGAUGUCUGGAACGAGUUUUUAUAUGGCUACCUCGUGCACAAAUGAUGUACAAAAUGACAGGUUCCUUUUAUCCCUUUUAUAAAUAUGUACAAAUGACAUACUCCAUUUAGAUUAGGAUUCUCUUGUGCAGAGAAUGGUUGGACCUAUUACAUUUACAUGUAGAGACAGAUAAAAGGAGAAAAGAAAGGAUCUGUCUGUGCAUCACCUAAUAGGAUCGGUGUACUAUUUGUUUACAUCUAACAGGGUGACAUGAUUGUAAAUUUAGAAGAAAUUUGUCAUGGCAAAGAACAGCUUAAGAAUGAUUAA